Messenger RNA from Plectropomus leopardus (leopard coralgrouper), 2576 nucleotides. It is a transcript of the gene tm2d2, whose product is annotated as TM2 domain containing 2. The record is from RefSeq and is a predicted model, not a curated record. NCBI's taxonomy places the organism in Eukaryota, Metazoa, Chordata, Actinopteri, Perciformes, Serranidae.
UACACGCGACCCUAACAAACCUUCGUAGCUAGCUAGCUAAAUGACGAUGUUAAUCAUGAAUGGCUGUUUUAUCAGAACUAACGUAGGAUUGUGAGGGUGACAAUGAUUUCAGUGAGCUAUAUUCUGAUGUGCGGACAGUUCCUGCUGCUGCUGACGGUGAUUUUGUUGCAAUGUCUGGAAGGAAUUCACUCCCAAAACUCAUCGACGUCGGAGACUCCUACAACUAACGUUAACGCUCCGGGAGCUACUUCAGUCCCGUUCAGCGAGCAGCUGCCAGAAAUCGUGAAAUAUGAAAUACCAGUGGAAAGUACGACGAAUAAUACGGAGUACUAUGAGUACAGACCCCCGUCACCAGUCGUCCUCUGCAGCUAUCUACCUGAGGAGUUUAUCUACUGUCAAGAUCCUGUAGAUCAUGCAGGUAACCACAGUGCCUUAUUGGAGUUGGGCCAUGGCUGUGUCGGGUGGGGUGGCCAGACUGAAAAAGAGGUGAACCACACUCAGGUUAUCUGCACAGCACUUGAUGGUAUCGAGUGUGCCGGACGCAGAGAGUUCCUCAGAGGACACGUACCCUGUAUCAAAUACACCGGACACUAUUUCAUCACCACGCUGCUGUACUCCUUUUUCCUGGGUUGUUUUGGUGUUGAUCGUUUCUGCCUGGGUCACACUGGCACUGCUGUGGGGAAGCUGCUCACCCUGGGAGGCCUGGGAAUCUGGUGGUUUGUGGACUUGAUCCUGCUCAUCACUGGCGGCCUGAUGCCCAGCGAUUACAGCAACUGGUGCACCUACUACUGAGAGACACAGCAGAGUGUGACCGAGGACUUUGGCCACUUCUCUGCCAGACUUAAUCCGUGAAAUAUUGAGAACUCCAAUGAUGAGGCAUCAGCCAGCCAUAGUUAUGAAACUGUGGGCUGGCUCUGAGGGGAUUUACAGCUCUGCUGUGCAAAGAAGAGUUCAGGGACCUCCUGAGGACUCCUACAGGGUUCCCAGGGCUCCCGAGGAAUAAUUCAAUUUAAUUCUAAUUUAAUCCACUUAAAAUUCCCCACAGAAUGCAUAAGAAUGACUGUGGUAUUCACAGCUUUCACCAGACCGUCAGUGAUGGCAGCACUACUUCUGAGUAUUAAAUGUCAACUAAGGUCAUUCUCAUAUUGUAGAUAAGUUCGUUUUGUCCAAUACCAAGGAUAUAUUGUUACCUUUGAGUUCUGAUCUGCUUCCCGAUGACACUGACUGAUACAGAGUAGGACACAAGUACAACACGCCUGGAUUUUGGGUGAUUUAUUUGGGAAAAUCACUGCAUUCAUAUGGUGGCUUGCACGUAUUGUGUUUCCAUGGUUACCAAAUGAUUUGCAUUAAUAUUUAUACAGUCCAUUGCUUAUACAAUUGCCUCCAUAACAGCUGAAGAGCAGUGGAGGGAUUAACAGUAGUUUGUGCUAAAGUAACACCAUUGUGAAAUCAGGUGUUUGUUUGGCUUUCACACCACAAACAAACUGAAUCGUAUCAGGCUGAGGCCACCGAAAAAGAAGGUUGUCUGUCCAGUUCAAAAAUUCAAAGGCGAGUCGAAGUUGAUUCAUUAAUGGUGUUGAAGCAAAACAAACCAACCAACCACAGGAUCUUGUGAUAAUAAAUGAGUUAGGGUCAAGGUCCAGACACGCCAAACCAAAAUCAAAGACAUAGCCAUGACGAAAUCCCGUGCUGCUUCGCCUCACGUCGCCAUCUCUCGGCCAAAAAGUUGCAAAUGAACACACCGAGCCAACAGCCAACCAGUGCGUAUGUUUUGCACCAAUGUGAAAUUAAACAUCCCUCCAUACCAGCUGAUGGCGGUCAUCUGUAUUCAUUAUUCAAAAAGGGAAACCAAAAGAGCGUCUUUAUGCUAGUUAGCCAGUUAGCACGUUAACAACACAACCCAUUGGUGAAAGACCAAAGCAUAUUUACCAACAACCCAUCAGGAAACAUUCUUGCUAAAGAGCUCGAUGGCUAAAGAAAAACAAUCUUUCCUCAUAUAACAAGUUUUUUUUUCAACCUCUCUCCCUUUUGACCUUAGUCGUUUGUUACUCUCCUCAAAUCCGUGUCUCUUCUCGUGUGCUGAGCUGAACGGCCAAUCAGAGCAAUUUCAUUCACCAACAGGGUCCAUAACUGAAAAAAAGCUGGCGAGGGCCAGUGGUGCGAAACACAGCAGAGACAAGGGCCAUGGAUGCUCACCAACACCCCAACUUUGACCCGCAGCCGACCGUAGGUUUGGUGUGUCAGGGCCUUUAGGCUGACCCCUAACUCUUACUUAAGAUUAUUUAUUAAAAAAUAUUUGUGUGUAAAUAUUUUGUAAAAGCACUAACAGUUAACGAUAUCAUCACAAUAUUGAUAUUGAGGUAUUUGGUUUAAAAUAUUGUGAUAUGUGUUUUUCUCCAUAUUGCCCAGCCUUAUGUACAGAACGCCCCUUUUUCUCCCUUUGUACAUGUUUGUUAAUGCUGUAUGUUAUAUAAGGUUCAGUUUCAGUCUAUACUAGAAAUAGCUGUUAUCAGUUUUUUCUUUAUGAGCUCUUCAUGACACUGGAGAACUUAAUUAAACACAUAAGACUCAGCGUA